This is a messenger RNA of Cylicocyclus nassatus, 2090 nucleotides long. The record is from the annotation of a GenBank genome assembly. NCBI's taxonomy places the organism in Eukaryota, Metazoa, Nematoda, Chromadorea, Rhabditida, Strongylidae.
AUGCUAAGCUACGAGUGGGACGAAGGCGAGCCGCUGUCGGCACGUGGAGAUGACUCUACCGGACAACUCACCGAGCGAAGAAACCACACUCUCCUGAGGCCCAUCUACAUCAACGCUGUUGAAGUCGGCUACGCCUAUACGCAGUGUGACAAAGACAAGCGUCUGAACGUGCGCGGAGUAACGAUAGCUCUUUGGUACUUCAUAUCCAAAGGCCAUCAGACUGUAGCAAUGCUACCAUACUGCUUCAAAACAUAUCCGGACAAGUCAUCUUCCUGGCCUGAGCUGAUGGCUCUUUUUAAAAUGAAUCUUAUCGAAUUCACUCCUGGAUAUGGCAGCGAAAAGUACACGGAAGUAAAUCGAAUUUUGGCUAAUCGCGCGGCAGACACCGGAGGUUGUAUCGUUGCACGAUCGCAGAUGCAUAAUAUCAUAGAAGAAAGGCCAACAUUGGACAGGACCGUAGAGAAAAGACUUCUCAUGCCAUCCUUCAACCACAACGACAUCAUCUUUCCUGUAGACGGACCCCUUGGGAGAUGUGGUCCAUCACUUCGGUCUACUCUGGAGUGUCCCCUAUCUGAUCCUGAUUGGCCGCGAUGUUCGGCGCAACAAAUGGUAUUGAGAGAUCAGCGGCAUUGGCUUACCAGACUAUGUGCGCUCGUGCCCGACCAAGUGGCGUGGCGCACUCUUUUGCAUGCAGUGAUGACAUUCAAACCCUCAAUGCCUCUUCCACCUGUAAAGCUACCGCCAAGAUGUCUAACUCAUGCUCAUAGAAGGGUUUAUCCUCCCGAAACAAAUCCCAUUGAUGGAAAAGGUUACAGCUAUGCAAGAGGCCUAACGAGAAGAUAUAGUUAUGAACCUAGUGAUGCUGUUUCGGGCCUCAAUCGUGGAACAGAAUGGCGGUCGCCGCGACCCACCGCUCUUGGAGGACGCCGUUUUGUUAGAGAAGUGCACAGACGUUAUGAGACAGAUCACGCACCGAGCACAUACCGUCAGCACGAAUCCCGAAUUCUCGGAUCCGGUGACAGCGACAAGCGCUUGGACGAAUUUCUGCCUGAGUAUUUGCGACCACCGAAAGAUCCCUUCGAAGAAGAGCCUCGAUUUGCCGACUCAGCGACAUUGCCGAACUACUUGGGAAACCCAAAUUCUAUUUAUCGCCUUCGCCCUCACAAAAGCGGUUCAUUUGGCAGCUCAGAAAAUUCAACGGGAUCAAGUUCGUCGUCUAACCGUUACAAUGGGUACUUCAAAAGUUCUGCUACCUCUACAGAAAAGGCUACGGACACUGAAAAGACUAGAACUGCAGAAGAAAAGAUAAUCAAAUCAAAGACCACUUCUGAUGAGCAAACACUAGACCCACUAAACCCGGUAUACUCAACGGAAUACGUUGGAUACUCUGCUACUUCAGAUUGGCCAGCUGAGGUGGAAUUAACGAAUGAAGAAAAAUGUGCAAUAAAAUUGUCACAAAUUUUUGGUUGGAGAAAGGCUGUUCGUGUCGUCAAAAAUCACCCACGCGUACGUAUCGUGAGUCGUUUGGUUGAUUUUGCACUUGUGGAAGCAGAUGAGGAUGAUGACGAUAAACCUGGAGAAGAUGUGAUAAGCUACACAGAUCUUGUCAAUAUGCUAAAGGGUUCUAAUUCACCCGUACCCAGCCCUUUGGAGGCCGACCAGGGAAACCUAAUCGACUUUUCGGAAGAUGUUUUAAUCUCUACAGCUAGCCCAUCAACACUCAACACAAACAUGGCCGAAACCACUACCCCUCAACCAUUGUCACUUCUAGAUAUGUAGACCUGUUCAACUGUUUACAAUUAAUGGUUAAGCACUACGCCACCACUCUUGUACCUUACAUCUCUAAGAGCGCAUUGAUCGCUGAGAUAGACAGAUAUGUCAUGUUUCUGUUUGAGCUAAUUUAUUGAUUGACGUGCAAACUCAGACGUGUCCCCGAUUUUUUUGAUUUCUGAAUUUUAAUGAAAUCCUGUAGAUGAUCUGAAUGUGGUUGAGGCUAGUGUAACAUCCUUCUGUACUAAAUAUGUGUUGACAACGGAGUUGUUGCUUACGAUUGUUAUCACAUGGAUAAUAAACAUAGUUAGUUUCGUGUA